Molecule: messenger RNA, 2091 nt
Organism: Phyllostomus discolor (pale spear-nosed bat)
Lineage: Eukaryota; Metazoa; Chordata; Mammalia; Chiroptera; Phyllostomidae
Gene: IFI44L
Product: interferon induced protein 44 like
Exons: 9
Coding region: 147-1508 (453 amino acids)
Source: RefSeq, a predicted model, not a curated record
GCUUUGAGUUUCAGUUUCCUUCCUUUCAAACAGGAAAGGCACUGGGUCUCAGCACAACCUUCUGUCUCCAGUGUGACUUCUACAUAAGCCAGAGAGAGCAGUUGAUAGUCCAUUUACAUCCAAUUCUUAAAAACAGAUUCAGAACAAUGGAAGUGACAACCAGAUUGACAUGGAAUGAGGAAAAAAGUCUGCAAAAGCUGCUUGGAAGUGUUUCCUUGAGUCUUCUUUAUAAAUCCAGUGUCCAUGGAUGUUCCCUUAGUAAGAUGUUUGCUAGGUGCAAUCAUCAGGGAUCCACUAUAACAGUGAUUUACCUUCCUAAAGAAAUUGUUGGGGUUUUUAUCCGAGGGCACUAUCCUACAAUGGAUGUAAAUUUUGGAAAACCAAACUCUUCCUUCUAUUUUUCAUUAAAAAAUGAUGAAACUGAAAUAAAAACUGCAUUUUUAAAUACGACACUACAAAUGGAUAAUGAAAUGCUGAGGGCUUAUCACCCUAAUUUUAAGGACAUUUUCUCCUUAAUUCCAAAUGAUUCCUUAGUUCGUCUACAUUCAUUGUUAGUAAAUGAAUUAAGAGUAAAUUUCAAGGUCUCAAAAUAUUUGGAAUGUGAAGUUUUUCGAGUUGAAGGAAUUGAGGAUGGUAACAGCUACAUAAGCAGGAUAACAGGAGCCGCACAGCAUAGACAUAAGCUCUUAGCAAACCUCAGAGCCUACAAACCCUCUGAAGAUUUGGUUUCAGAAAUUCGUAUUCUUUUGCUGGGUCCAGUUGGGUCUGGAAAGUCCAGUUUUUUCAAUUCAGUGAAGUCUGUUUUCCAAGGCUAUGUGACUCACCAAGCCGCUGUGGGGUCCGAUAGUACCAGCAUUACUGAACUGUAUAGGAUAUAUUCUAUUAAAGAUGGAAAAGAUGGAGAAUCUCUGCCAUUUAAGUUGUGUGACUCCAUGGGGCUGGAUGAGAAAGAAGGAGCAGGAUUGUGUAUGGAUGACAUACGCCACAUCUUAAAAGGCUGCAUGCCAGACAGAUAUCAUUUUAAUCCCCAGCAACCAAUUACAUCCAGACAUCCUAGCUUCAUCACCUCUCCAUCAUGGAAGGACAGGAUUCAUUGUGUGGCUUAUGUCUUGGAUAGCAGGUCUAUCAACAUUCUGUCCUCUAAAAUGGUGGAAAAGUUAAAGCGAGUUCAAAAAGAAGUAUUAAACUGUGGUAUACAACAGGUAGUCUUGCUUACUAAUGUGACAAAUUACCAGGAAGUUCUUCAAGAUGACUUUUUAAACAUGAAAAAGUGUGUGACUUCUGGAUACAAGAUAACGGAAGUUCAAGAAAUGCUACACAUUCCUACUUCUAAUAUUUUGAUGGUUGAAAAUUAUGCUUCAGAAUUGGAACUGAACCCUUUAAAGGACAUCCUGAUCCUCUCUGCUCUGAGGCAGAUGUUACGAGCUGCAGAUGACUACUUAGAUGAUUUGCCUUUUGAGGAAACAGAUGAAGUUGUGGGAAUGUCCCAGCUCCAUACGUGUGAUUAGUUGCCCUGAUUCUGACAGUUGGCCCAAACAUGGAUUGGCAAGCCUCAGUCAGAGUUGCUCUCUGCUGCCAGCCUCUUUGAGACUCUGUGUUCAUCAUACUUUGCCUUCUGUCCCUGACAGUAUCUGAUAGUUCAUUCUAGAAUCAGUCUAACCUCAAGGUUAAAGGCCAACCCUAAGCAGUGGUGGGCCAAAAUAUCCCUACUGUAAACCACCCUUCUUAUUUCUGUACCAUUUGCAAUUUAAUUUCUGUGACACAUUCUUAACCCCCCCUAGUCAAAUUAACUAUUUCUUUAUCUAUUAAUUUAUAACACUUUAAUUAACACUCUAUGUGAGUAGUAUUCAUAUUGAAUAAUAACAGUACAAUGACUACACAGAUACCUGGUUCCCUAAAUAGGCCAUGAAUACUUUAAGAAGCCAGGUUUGGAUUUUACUUAUUUUUGUGUUCACAGAACUUUACAUAGUAUCUGGCAGGAAGCAAGCAUACCAGUCAUUAUGCAUCCCCUUUGACCUUCCCAGAAUGGCAAUGUGUACUUAAGUUUUUCUCCUUAUAAAAAAGAAGACUAGGAAACAAUGAAACGCUAGA